Molecule: messenger RNA, 3048 nt
Organism: Limanda limanda (common dab)
Lineage: Eukaryota; Metazoa; Chordata; Actinopteri; Pleuronectiformes; Pleuronectidae
Gene: kif19
Product: kinesin family member 19
Exons: 20
Coding region: 1-3048 (1015 amino acids)
Biological process (GO): microtubule-based movement
Molecular function (GO): ATP binding; microtubule binding; microtubule motor activity
Source: RefSeq, a predicted model, not a curated record
AUGAAGGACACGGGGGAGACCAAGGAGCAGCAGCUCACUGUUGCUCUGAGGAUCCGACCCCUCAACGAUGCAGAGCAGGAAGAGGCGGCUACGAUCGUGGCCCACAGGCUGGACGACCAAAUGGUGGUUCUGCUGGACCCCAUGGAGGACCCGGACGACAUCCUGCGUGCCAACCGCUCCCGGGAGAAGACUUACGUGUUUGACGUGGGGUUCGACUACACGGCCAAUCAGGAGGAGGUGUACAGAGCGACAACCAAAGGUCUGAUCGAGGGCCUCAUAUCGGGCUACAACGCCACUGUGUUCGCAUACGGACCCACAGGUUGUGGGAAGACAUACACCAUGCUGGGGACGGACAAGGAGCCGGGCAUCUACGUUCGAACGCUGAACGACCUGUUCCGUGCCAUCGAGGAGACGAGCGACGACAUGCUGUACAGCGUCUCCAUGUCCUACCUGGAGAUCUACAACGAGAUGAUCCGGGACCUGCUGAACCCGUCUUCAGGCUUCUUGGACCUGAGGGAAGACUCCAAGGGAGAGAUCCAGGUCGCCGGCAUCACUGAGGUGUCGACCAUCAACGCCCAAGAGAUCAUGGAACUGCUGAUGAAGGGAAACAAGCAGCGCACGCAGGAGCCCACCGCCGCCAACCAGACCUCGUCCCGCUCGCACGCCGUGCUGCAGGUGGACGUCAGGCAGCAGAGCCGCUGCCGGGACGUCCUGCAGGAGGUUCGCUUCGCACGCCUCUUCAUGAUCGACCUCGCCGGCUCCGAGCGAGCAGCACAGACUCAGAACAGGGGUCAGCGGUUGAAAGAGGGGGCUCACAUCAACCGCUCCCUCUUGGCUUUGGGCAACUGCAUCAACGCCCUGAGCGACAAAAAUGGCGCCAAGUACGUCAACUAUCGAGACAGCAAGUUGACUCGCCUACUAAAGGACUCGUUGGGCGGGAACAGCCGAACGGUCAUGAUCGCCCACAUUAGCCCCGCCUCCGUGGCGUUCGAGGAGUCUCGAAACACGUUGACGUACGCCGACCGUGCCAAAAAUAUUCGAACACGGGUUAAGAAGAACCUGAUAAAUGUGUCGUACCACAUUGCUCAAUACACCAACAUCAUCUCAGACCUGCGCUCCGAGAUCCACCGGCUCAAGAAAAAGAUCGCAGACCAGGCGAGUCGCCAGGUCAACUCAGAUCGGGCCGACAUCCGCAACGUCCAGGCCGAAGUCCAGGCCCACUCCAGCCAGAGUCGGGCGGAGAUGGACCAGUUGAGGGAGCAGCUGCUGGACGCCUUCCGUCAGCAGAUGGAGAUCAGGAAGAACCUGAUGGAGCUGGAGAACAGCAACAUGUCGAACCAGAUCGACUCGUCCAAACACCUGCUCACCAUCGCAGACUGGGAGCAGGAGAGGAGCCGGCGCAGGAGGAAGUGGCGUGCAGAAAGGAGAAAGGAAAGUGUGAAUAAGGAUGAAAGCGAGAAGGACUCUGACUCCCCGGAGUCCCCCCCCGACAGCAACGAGACCCAGGAGGUGGCGAUUGCCCGUGAAAAUCUGGUCACGCUCAUGGCCGAGCAGAAAAGGAUUCACAAGCAAAAGACGUUGCUGGAGCGCAGGUUCCUGGAGCUCCGGGACCGCGCCCGGCGCCUGGAGGAGCUGCUGCCGCGGCGCGUGAGCUCCGAGGAGCAGCGGGAGGUGCUGGGCCUCCUGUGCAAGGUCCACGAGCUGGAGAUCGAGAACGCCGAGAUGCAGUCGCACGCGCUGCUCAAGGACAACGUGAUCCGGCAGAAGAACUUCGUGGUGCAGCGCUUCGAGCAGCACAGACACCUGUGUGACGACAUCAUUCAGCAGCAGAGACAGUUCAUCGACGACCACAGCCUGCUGGUGCCCCCCCACCUCCAGGAGCUGUAUGAUAUUUACAUGAGAGAGCUGGAGGAGAGGAAGCUGGACAGAGCCAUGGCCCUGGACAAGGUGACCACCAGACACACCAUCAAGGAGGGCUCUCUACCUAAGAUCACGCUGCCCGGUCACAACACGCAGGACGUGGACUCGGACCAGGAGAGUGUUCGCAACAUGUUCCCUGAUAACAGACGAGGCCAAGCCAAGAUCCGGAGGCACACUCUGCCCCCCAUUCUGCGUGAGCCUGAGCUGGACAAUAACAGAGUUUUUAAGAGCAGCCCUCAUGCCAGGCAGAUGAAGAACUCGGCUGUGAUGACGCCGCCUCCCAUCCACAUCAACCGGAAGGGCAACAGAGAGCUGCAGCCUCUGGCUCCUGAGAGCUCGCUGAGCUUCAGUCACCUCAGCCACAGCGUCAGCAGCCACCUCGACUCGUCGCCCGAGAGCAGCGAGGCCGGCGCCGAGAUCCCCCUGUCGCGAAACGAGCGGCAGCAGAUCCUGAAGGGCGUCCAGAGCAUCGUGGUGAAAGCUGCUCGCCGACGCUCCAAAGCCCUGGAGGUGGAAGCCCAGCGACUCCCCCCUCCCCCCUCUCCCCUGGACCCCAAGAAGCAGAAGAGCAGCCUCUCCCUGAGCGAGGCGCCACCUAGGGGUUUGCCACUGCGGCGCGGCAGGCAGCCCAGCCCCGAGCUCAGGCACGCCACCUCGGACGACAACCUGUCCAGCAGCACGGGGGAGGGACCCAGCCUGCAGGUGACCUGGACACGCCCGCGUAACCGCCAGGUCGCCGCCAAGAACCAGACGCCCAGAGAUGUGGACUUCGAGGCCCGACGCAAGAAGAGGCGCUCACGCUCUUUCGAGGUCACAGGUCAAGCGCUUCCUCAAACCAAGACGACCACAGCUCAGAGGUUUCGUCCCCUGGACAGCACAUCAGACCCCCACCUCCACAUCAACGGUCAGCCCCAGGCCCCCAGCCUGCGGCCCCAGUACCGAGGGGUCCCUCAGCUCGCCAAAGUCCGGGCACCCCACAACGGCCAGCAGACAGGUAACCUGACAUCACUGUCAUCGUCCACCGCCCACAUGAAUAACCAGAAGCGAGGGUCCCAGCUGCGGCAGCCCCAGCCCCUCCUCUACAUCACCACCACAGGCGCCGGGGGCCAGCGCACCCGCAGACACUGA